This is a messenger RNA of Penicillium alfredii, 1932 nucleotides long. RefSeq names its product putative GPI anchored cell wall protein. The record is from RefSeq and is a predicted model, not a curated record. Bases 1 to 1932 code for a protein of 643 amino acids. Lineage: Eukaryota; Fungi; Ascomycota; Eurotiomycetes; Eurotiales; Aspergillaceae. The transcript has 2 exons.
AUGAAGAACUUCGCCACCCUGGCGGCGUUCGCCGUCGGCACCAAUGCUCUCGUGGGCCGCAGCAACAACUGCUGCUUCCACCUGAACUCCUCGGGCGGCGCGUCGGGCUCGCUCGGCCAGCUGAAUGACGGCCAGGUCCGCAUUGGUGACAACAGCCUGUCGGCCUCGCAGUUCUGCAUCGACUCGAACGGUGCCAUCACCGACAACAAGGGCCGUGGCUGCGUUGUGACCUCGGAAACUACCCAGUUCCAGUGUGACGAGGGUGCCAACCCAACCCCGGGCUUCUCGGUCAACUCGCAGGGCGAGCUGGAGUUCCAUGGCAGCACUCACUUCAUUGCCUGCCAGACUGGCCAGAACAACGGCAUGAAUGUCUACACCACCAACAGCUCUGAUGUGACCAUGUGCAAGAAUGUCGACCUGUCGGCUGACUCGUGCUCUGGCUCUAGCUCCGGUGGCGGUAACGGUGGUGGCGCGUCUUCGUCUGUUGCCGUGCCCUCUGGUGUUCCCUCUGGUGUUCCCUCUGGUGUUCCCUCUGGUGUUCCCUCUGGUGCUCCCUCUCGUCCUGCUUCCUCGUGGGGCCAGUCGAGCGCCCCGAUCCCCUCGACCCCCGUGUCUUCGGUGCCGUCUAUCCAGUCGACUGGCUACCCUGGCUCUGGCGCUGGCUCUUCCAUGUCUGUCCCCGGCUCGGGCCCCAGUCCUUCCAUGCCUGGCCCCAGUGCUGGUACUUCUGCUUCUGUCCCCGGCUCGGGCCCUAGCCUUUCCAUGCCUGUCCCCAGCGCUGGGUCGACUGGAUACCCUGGUUCUGGCGCUGGCUCCUCUGCUUCUGUCCCCGGUUCAGGCCCUAGCCCUUCUAUGCCUGUCCCUGGUGCUGGUUCUACUGGCUAUCAGGGCGCUGGAUCUGACACCGGCUCUUCCAUGUCGAUGCCCGCUACUGAGUCGACUGGUUACCCCGGCUCGGGCUCGGGUUCUUCGGCUUCUGUCCCUGGUGCUGGUUCCACCGGCUACCCCGGCUCUGGAUCCGGCUCAGGCUCAGACUCCGAGACUGCCCUGUCUGGCUCCCCCCAGACCGUGCACACUACCGUGACGGUCACCGACUGCCCCUGCACUGCCAGCGGAUCUUCUGGCUCUCCUGCGCCUAGCCAGUCUGUUCCUGGUGGUCAGCCCUCUGCUCCUGGAUCGCAGCCUGCUGUCUCGCCCAGUGUUCCCAUCCAGUCCAGUACUCCCUUCAUCCCUACUGGCGGUGCUCAUCCCUCCCCCUCCACCGGUGUUCCCGAGUCCAGCACCCCGAUGGUUCCUGGCGGCGGCUCCCAGACCUCUGCCUCUACGGGUGUCCCCGAGUCCAGCGCUCCCUCGACUCCCAACGGUGGCUCUCAGUCCUCUGGCUCCGCUAGCGUCCCGGCCGGCACAGCGUCGAGCACUCCUUCGGGUACUCAGUCGUCCGGUGGCAGCUGUCCCACUAACUUGUCGGGUGAAUACCAGUACCCGCACCUGAUCAUUCCCGUGGACUCCUCGUCGCCGAACAGCGCCCCCGGCACAUCGUACAAUGGCACGGUCACCUCGACCAUCUCCAGCCUCUUCAAUUUCGACAUCCCAUCGUCGUACUCCGGCAAGACCUGCAGCCUGGUGUUCCUUUUCCCCCACCUCCAGGACCUCGAGACCUCAUCGUACAGCUUCAGCGGUGACGGCAAGAUCGACUUCGCCAAGCUGUCUUCGGCCGCCAGCUCCUCGACCUCCUACAGCAACGUCCCCUCGGUGGCCCAGGACCUUGGUGAAAAGACCGUUUCGCCUGGCAACUCGUACGUUGUCUCCACUUUCUCGUGCCCUGCCGGCCAGACCGUCGCAUACGAGAUGAAGAACGCGGGCAGCACCGACCUCAACUUCUUCGAGGACUACAACCCCUCUCCUCUGGGUCUGUACAUCACCACCUGCUAA